UUUAUUCCGCCGCCGAGGGUGUCCUUGACGCCGACGCUGACAGGAGUCCCCCUGGAAAAGAGAGCCAUUUCCUUGCCAAUAUCAGGCAGCAGAUUACCAGGCUGUACGACCAACAACAAUGACCAGAAAGGAGGAACGGCGAAUGGAGCAUAGAUGUUCGACGUCGUCCUCGCUGCUAGACGGCGUUGCGGAGCUCGCGGGUGACGAGUCAUCAUCAUCACACUCAAUGUCACCCACCAUGACCGACUCUGUACCACCCAUGUCGGCCUCUACCUCUGCCACACCACCACCGGACAGUGCUACAUCAUCCAAGAUGUCGACGCCUCCGCCGUCAUCGACACCCAAGUCCAAAAAACCACCGCCAUCAGCGCCCCAGUUGAUUGGACACCUGCCUGUCGCUCGCGAUGAGGCACUAAGUUCGUUUACAGAGAUGGCUGACAAUUGGUAUCAGUACAAGUCCCUGGGGCGUUCUAGGGAGCUUUUGGAGAGCAUGACUUGUGAUUGUACUUAUGAACAUGGCGAGGACAGCCCAGAGGAUGCCUGUGGGCAGGGCUCCGAUUGCAUCAAUCGUCUUACGCAGGUCGAAUGUCUCCUGGACGAUUGUCGAUGUCAGUCGUACUGCCGGAAUCAACGCUUUCAAAACAAAGAAUAUGCGUCAAUUGAGAUAGUAAAGACGGAGAUGAAGGGCUACGGGCUUAGAGCUGAGGAGGAUUUGCCAAAAGACACAUUCAUCUACGAGUACAUCGGCGACGUUGUUAACAACCAGUCGUUUAAGAAACGUAUGAGGGAUUAUGCGUCCGAGGGUAUUGAGCAUUUUUAUUUCAUGAUGCUGCAGAAGGACGAGUUCAUCGAUGCCACUAAAAAUGGUGGUAUUGGACGAUUCGCCAAUCAUAGUUGUAAUCCAAACUGCUACGUCGCUAAAUGGACUAUUGGCAACACCGUACGCAUGGGUAUCUUUGCGAAGCGUUAUAUCAAGAAAUACGAGGAGCUAACGUUCAAUUACAAUGUCGAUCGUUACGGGCAUCAAGCACAGACGUGCUACUGCGGAGAACCGCAAUGCGUUGGAUAUAUUGGAGGAAAGACUCAGACAGACGUGUCGGCUAUGGAUGACUUAUAUCUUGACGCUCUUGGUAUCACUGACGAGUCCGAGCUUAUGGAGUAUAAGGGCACCAAAAAGAGAAAGGGCAAGAAACUCGACGAUCCUGACUUCCUCCCGCAAAUGAAAUCUAUCACGUUGAAGGAUGUUCCGAAAGUGGUCCAGGCUGUACGACAGACGACGAGUCCGAAGGUUUUAUAUAAACUUCUCACGCGUAUGAAGAUUACCGAAGACCAAGCUGCGCUGAGGCAGAUUAUGCGUCUGCGCGGUUUUAGUCUUAUGAAGAACAUCUUGGAAGACUACUCGGAAGCGACGGAUCUGAUCUGUUUGACUUUGGAGUGCAUGUCAACAUGGCCAUUAGUGUUUCGCAACAAGGUGGAGGAUUCCCAGGUCAAUGUGUCUGUGAAAGCCUAUGCCGAAUCAGAGAACGAGACCGUAAAGGAACUAGCGUCGAAGCUCAUCGCGCACUGGGAUACAUUAACAUUAGGUUAUCGGAUACCCAAACGUGCAAAAGCGGAUAUCGAAAAGGACCGUCCGGCGCCACGAGCUCCUGUUUACCUAUCCGAUAAUGAAUCGUCCUACAAACGCCACAAGCCUCCCCCGAAACGCAAGCGAAUCGAACGAGUCGAGCGCAUUCCCUCUAAUCAUAACUUCACUUCACCACCGACGGUUUGGCAAGGUUUUUAUAUGGUUGAUGAUCCAAAUAAUCCAAAUGCCCUUACCCGGCCGCUGUCCCCUGACAUAAUAGCGCGUCAGGAAGCAAUGGAAAAGAUGGAGGGAGUGUUCACAAAAGAGAAAGUCGAUGCGAUUAUUACUGCUGCUGCUGAGGCACAACGGGUUGCUGCAGAGGAGGCUGUACGUGCUGCCGCCGAGGCGGAGGAGAAAGCCAAGGCGGCGGCGGCAGCGAAGGAGGCACGAGCAGCGAAGAAGAGGCAACAUCACAGCUCACAUCAUAGCCCCCAGAAAAAAGCGGAGACUUUUGAACAGAAAGAGGCUAACAAGGAGAAGAGACUAUUGAAGCUCGUUGGCGCUGUAGUUGUGAAAUGCAUGUCGAAGUAUGCCAAAUCGAUGGAGCAUGAUGUGUUCAAGAAGCAUGCGAAGGAGCUCACGCAUAUCAUUACUGAGAAGGAGAAGAAGUCGCGAAGCUACCGCGAUGGGAAAUUGGAUGCUCUUUCGGAUGAGAAAGUUGCGAAGAUUAAGAAGUUCGCAAAGGAGUAUAUUGGCAAGGUUUUGAGGAAGUCAGAGAAGCGAAAACGGAUUGAUGCUGUCAUAGAGGCGACGCCCUCCGGGUCGGCUGACACGCCUGAUUCAGCAGGAGGGGGCGAUUUUGUGGAUAUACCGAUGACGAUGGAAGAUGCGAUGGACAUCGCAGAUUAUGGGAGCGAUGACGAUGACGAUGACGGACCGAGUGUUGCGCCUCUGGGGGAUGGGGGCGAGGACGGUAAGAGUCCAAUGGAGGUAGAUCCGCCAGAAACUUCGGAUCCUCGGUUACGUGCCUCGUGACCUGAUACUCACAUUUUGUUCCCUCAUCCCUACGGCAUUAAAUUUAUGGAUUUGUUAAGUACCUUGGAAUAACGAGCGUGCUACUUUUACCGAGGAUCGCCAUGACACGCUCAGUCGUAAAUGUCUGGUAUGUUUCCCAGCGGACGUAGUGGCGAAUUCCCUUCGUACCUG
Desarmillaria tabescens is the source of this 2770-nucleotide messenger RNA. RefSeq lists its product as uncharacterized. Gene Ontology annotation, biological process: regulation of DNA-templated transcription. Lineage: Eukaryota; Fungi; Basidiomycota; Agaricomycetes; Agaricales; Physalacriaceae. The transcript has 14 exons. Gene Ontology annotation, cellular component: chromosome; nucleus. The record is from RefSeq and is a predicted model, not a curated record. Bases 119 to 2599 code for a protein of 826 amino acids. Gene Ontology annotation, molecular function: histone H3K36 methyltransferase activity; protein binding.